UCUGAAGUGCUACGAGUAAACUGGAAUUUGCAAAUCAUAUCAUGUAUCGUUGUGCUGCUCACGACACACAGCAUACAGCUAGCCCACUGUAUCGACUGCUUCAAAUGCGUCUCAUUCAAUGGAGCCAACAAGGCAUGCGACGAUCCCUUUCACAACAACUACUCUACCGCCAUACUGGAGUCGCCGUGCAUGGGUGGACGAAAAGGACGUAACGGUCUAUUUCCGGCGACGGCCUGCAUCAAAAUCGCCGGGAUUUAUGAUGAUACUGGCGAAUCGAUAACGGUACGAGGCUGUGCGCUGGACAGCGGUACRCUCACCACGGACACGGAAAUCAUACGUAUGUCACAUUGUGGCAAAUUCUACUACGACGACAGAUACGUACAUGGCUGCUUGCAGAGCUGCAACGAUGCGGACGCAUGCAAUCAGGCGGUGGCCAACUAUAAAAGCUCRCCGCAAGCACUGUGGCAACACUGUAGCUUAGCGUUAUUGACAUUCAUAGCGUUACACGAACAUCUGCUCGGCCUAAUCAGGUAGCAGUGCAACGGUACUUACUAGAACGUGUACGUUGRCGCAGCGUGCGUGGUGUGUUGGUAGUCAUAACUUGAUAGCAAAGCGGUGUGUUGGUGUAGUAGCGUAGUCACACACACACACCCGCACACAUAUUAGCACAGAGACACAAUGUGAAUUUACAAAUAGGUUUAAGCGUUAUUCCGCUGCUUUACAACAAGCUCAAAAGCAAGCAAUUUACAUUCACUUCCACACAUUCACAUAUCUGUAUAAAUACAYACACACACUCACUCAUACGUAUACUAUAGCAUUAAACUGCAAGCUGUUCGAAUUGAAAACGCAUUGGAAAACAAAAACAAAACGCAAUCAAUUUUCAUCAAAUCAAAUUUGUGUGCAAGCAUAGCGCUCGCUGAGUUUUCCCAAUGCAACGCACGAAAAUUUUUGCUUCGCAAAUAUCAUAAUUGGAAAUUUCUAUGUGAUCUGCACAAAAACAAAAAAAAAAAAAGAGUUGAAAGCUUACAUUUUAGUGAAUUUUUUAUCAGUGGUUGGUGCUAGCAAUCUUCCUUCAAUCCUUGCAUUUUAUUUGGAAGUCAUAUUUUUCCACGCUCUUUUGAUAUUUCUCUUCAGUAAGAUUUGCGCUUCACAUAUCGUUUUGGAGUUACUUACCUGUUGUUGUAAUGAGUGUGAGCUAGCGUUCAUUGUAUUCACUCGAUUUUGAACUUGAACUGCUGAAAACCGGUCGGCAAGUUGCUGGUACAAGAGCAAAACUAUUGAGCGCUAAAAGAUAAAGUAACAUGAGUAUAUUCCCGAAAUUUGAAAGACGCAGCUUCUUAGAGAACUUAAAAUAGAUGAUACAUUCAGUUACAUCUGUGAUAUGUUCGAUUGAACGCAGACGUGUGCAAAUUUCAAUUAGUAAUUGGGAUUUUUCGUCUAUGUACAUGAGGAACAUUUUUGAUCUAUUUCUUUAGAGACGAAAAAUAGGUGGCAGAACUUAAAUUUCUCUGUUGGAUACAGUCGGCGAUGAUUUGAAGACGUUAAACUAAAUUUACUGUUUUCAGAAAAAGUAUGUGCUUUGAAAACCAAACAAAUGGAAAAUCUGAUAUCUCGAUAGAGAAAUUCAAAGAAUUUUGAAUUGUGACAACGUCGUGCGACGCCUUGAAGCUGAAAGAUGUACUUGAUCACUGGUUGCGUCAUUGGAGGCCGAGCAAAAGUCAAAGACAACAAGUUACCGACUACUGCAUUGGCAUAAUUCAUAGUUUUUUCGCAUAUUCUGCACUUUUCCUAAGACGAAUACGAGCUCUAAUCACUUCGCUGCAUGAAAACGUGGCUGAGAACACAAAAAUCCUUUAUUUUGAAUAUUUUUCUAAGCUGGCAAAAGCUACAUAGAUGGCACUGUUGCGACGAACCGAUUUUAUGUAUUUUUGACCCAUGACGGCGUUAUAAUCAGGAAAAAAUGCUUACUUAAUAUCCUUCAACUACCUCGCAAAUUCGUCGAUAUAAAAUCAGCCACAGCUAAAACCGCACUUCGGCCAUGCUGUUCGAAAAUAUAUUAUUAUUUUCCGAUAUUUUUGGUAUAAAAUCAGUUUAAGAUAAUAAGGCCCUAGUACUCAUUUUACAAAGCCUAUAAAAGAUAUUUUGCUAUAUUUUUAAUGUAAGCUUAACCAUUGACAAUUACGUUCUUAUAUUCGGUGUCGAAUUUUACAAUCCCAUAGUCGAAAUUCGAGCAUUUUAAAUGAGUUCUUCCGAAUACUAAUACCCAGUACUUAAUUUUAUUCUGACAUUUUCGUUGAUAUUUAAUUCAUCUCAAGUAAGAAUGUAUAUAAAA
This is a messenger RNA of Bactrocera latifrons, 2332 nucleotides long. RefSeq lists its product as uncharacterized. The transcript has 4 exons. The record is from RefSeq and is a predicted model, not a curated record. NCBI's taxonomy places the organism in Eukaryota, Metazoa, Arthropoda, Insecta, Diptera, Tephritidae. The annotation marks the transcript as partial.